GGAAGUGCUCUUGAAUUAAGAUUGCUGUUGGAUAUUUUGCCAUAAUUAAAUUAGAAAUACCUCUUGUUGAAUUAAAACAUUUUUAAAAUAUGUGUAGCGAAAAAAGCAGUUUUCUAUGAUUAUUUAUUCAAUAAUCUUAAAGUGGGUUCGCGACUUAUGUUACAUUGAAAAAAUAUUUCUAUUUUUGUUUUGCAUGUAGCUACUUAUUUUGUUUUUCGUUUCGUAAAUGAACUGGAGUUCUUAACCUUUUUGUUUAUUUUUUUAAGUGCAAUUCAGUGUAGCGUGAAGAUUUUUCGUUGUCAAAAGAUUGAGAAAUAUUGUUAACUUUCUAAACGUCUAAAACUGUGCCAGUGCAAUAGUUUGUGGAUCUGUUUCGUUUCCGAGUGGUGUGGUAUCGUUGUGCCAAAAACAAUUUACACACAAUUGUUUAUAUUCUGUAGUAGUGAACGACAUUUUCAAGAAAAAUAACUAGAAAUCAAGUGCACACUGCAGACCUGCAUAUCAUUUUUGAAAAAAGAGUUUUUUAUCUUUUUUUAUUAAAUGAUAAUUUGGCUAAGGUAUCUCAUGUACACACAACACAAGACAUCAGAUGUUAGUGCUUCGCAACUUAAAAAAGCAUCAACAUCAUGAGAAGAGUCUUCGGGGUCUGCUCAGAUGGGUGGCUGCUCUGUGGACAGAAUGUGAGGAGCUAGUGUUACGAGGCUGUCUCUAGAUGUUGUCUGGCUCGCCCCACGGUUCGGUGAUGUCCUGUCAGUCCCUUGCAACCAGGGCCUUUGUGGAUUCCGAAAAGGACGCCAUGACGCAGUGCGCGACCUUCCACAGGUCGGUGCGAUUCAGUUCAGAUUCCCGAAGCUCGACGCGGCACACGGCAGACCUAGAAUGCAAGAGAGAAAACUCUGGUUCCACGUCGCUGACGGCGCUGGCCCCGACGCCCGUCUCGCAGGGCAGCAUGAGCCAGUCCGCGCCGGCCGCUGCCAACACCUUCGACCUUGAGUCGCCGACGGGCGGGGGCGGCGCCUGCCGGUUCCCGAAGCUGGAGGAGUGCGCGCAUUUCCACUACGAGCGGGUCGCGCUGGGCGGCCUGGCGCUGCUGGCGCUGCCGGGCGACGAGCGGGCCGCGGACUCCGGCGACGAAGGAUGGAUCUGCAUACAAGUCCGCUCGCACGUCAGCUCCCCUCAGGAGUCUGAGGGUCGACAGUGGACCCUCAUGAGGAACAGGGACAACUUGCUACAGUUAGACGACUUACUGCACAGGUGCAUCUACGACCGCAAAGUGUCCGGGCUGCCCAACCUGACGGAAAAGCUGUCGGGCCCGCUGCCCCCGGAGGAGGAAUACCAUCGGCUGAUAGCUGACUACCUGCACCACCUGUCCAUCAUAGCCGACGACUCCAUCAACUGCGGGCCCGUGCUUUACUGGAUGCAGAUGGACAAUAAGGGUCAGCGGCUGCUGGUCGCCAACGAGGACUCUAGCUCCAUCAACACCCCGGCCGUGGCCGCCGCCUACUCCGUCAGGAAGUACGUUUCGCAGGCUCGAGAUGAAAUCAGCUUUGAAGUUGGCGACAUGAUAUCCAUCAUCGACAUGCCAGGUCCGCAGGAAUCGGUGUGGUGGCGCGGGAAGCGCGGGUUCCGGGUCGGCUUCUUCCCGCGCGCCUGCGUCGCUGUCAUCGGGGACAAGGUGCCGCGCCACAUGACGCAGCCGCCCCCCAUCGUUGGCUCGGUUGCUAUGGCGCCCAUCAAGCCGGUACUCCGAAAGCACGGGAAGCUCAUAUCGCUUUUCCGGAGCUUCAUACUGUCCCGACCCUCGCGCCGCAGCCUCAAGCAGCAAGGCAUCCUGAAGGAGCGGGUGUUCGGCUGCGACCUCGGGGAGCACCUGCUGAACUGCGGACACGACGUGCCCGUGGUGCUGGUGGAGUGCGCCGAGGCCAUCGAGAGCGCAGGUGCAGUGGACGGCGUGUACCGGCUGUCGGGCGGCGCCGGCCUCACGCAGCGCCUGCGGGACGCCUUCGACGCGGGCCGGCCCCCCGACCUGCGCCCCGCCGCCGCCACCGACCCCCACGCCGUGCCCAGCCUGCUCAAGAUGUACUUCAGGGAACUGCCCAACCCGCUGUGCACGUACCAGCUGUACGAGAGCUUCGUGCGCGCCGUGCAGCAGCCGGACGAGGCGAGCAGGCUGGCCGCCGUGCGCGACACCGUGGUCAAGCUGCCGCCGCCGCACUUCCGGACCAUGGCGUACCUCAUGCGGCACCUGCGGCGCGUGUCGCUGCAGAGCGCCAGCACCGGCAUGACGGCGCGCAACGUGGCCAUCGUGUGGGCGCCCAACCUGCUCCGAGCGCCGCGCCCGCAGCACGCGCUGCACGGAGUCGCCGUGCAGGCCGUGGUCACUGAGUUCCUGAUCUGCUACGCGGAGGAGCUGUUCGCGCGGGAGCAGGGAGCCGCCCCCCCCAGCCCGGAGCAGACACCAGAGCCGGAGCCAGCGAUCGAGUUCAGGGGGAUGGAGCCGGUCCGAAGGCCCAAGAGUCUGCCUGUCACGCAGCACACCAAACUGCUGAGCUUGGAGGAAGCACGUCGCCGCGGCCGUCCCCCCGCGCCCCACUCCGCACCCCCCGUGCCACCCGCCGACCCCACUCCCGUUCUGCGGCCGCAAGGGGACGUUAAGCCCAAGUAUAUCGAGGUCGGCUCCGGACCCAACAACCUGCCGCAGUACCACACCGUGCUGGAGCUACCCGCCACGGGCAGGAAGCGCGGCGUGAAGCGGUCCCCGUCCGGCUGGCGCGGCAUCUUCACCCGGAACAAGCAGCGGCCGGCGGACACCCCCACCCUCGCCAUGGAGGAGAGCAGUGCCAUCAAGUCGUGCGAGUCGCUCUCGGACGGCGAACCGGCGGCGCCCGGGGACCGCCCCGCGACCCCCGCCCCCCGGCAGCACGCGCGCUCGUCGUCGUGCGACUCGUACUUCGAGCCGUGGCAGGCCGAGCUGGCGGGCAUGCGGCUCCGCCUGUGCGCCCAGGAGCGGGACCAGCACAUCUUCAGCGAGGAGGACGACACCGCGGUCAGGCAGCAGGAGGAGUCCGCGAGCUCGAGCCCGCCGGAGUCCGGCCUGUCCAGCGUCGAGCCCAGCCCGCGGCGGAGUCUCCGAGUGGACAUCAAGGCUGCCAACGAGUACGCCAACAAGUAUGUGCGGGGAACACGCGGUACCGCUCGGCUGACGCUGUGGACGGCGGAUCUACGGGAGCUCCAAGUGCCGGAGUGGCCAGGUGUUGCGCAGCGCCCGGAUGAAUGGUCCGACUCCGCGGAGCACCUGCAGUACAUAGACGCGGAGUCGCCCAGACGAGCCCCCCCGGAGAAGCGCCUGCACCAGAACACGCACGACCAAGUCAAAAGAGUGUGCAGGGACCGCGCCGACCCACGCGACCCCCGCAACGAGCUGCCGGAAGAUCCCCCGCGCAACCCCCCUCCCUGCAUCCCAGACGAACCCCCGCGUGCGCCCACCGCCGCGCCGCCUGCCGCCGCGCCGCCCGCCUCCGCGGUGAAGCUGAGAGAGCGGAGCUCGCCCCGGAGGAUGAGGAAUGGCAGGUACAGCGGGGUGCACCACUGCUCUGACGACAGGAACGUCACCAUCAACCGCCUCAGCUGGCACGGGAAGGACGGACAUUCGACCCUCAUUAAAAUCGACUGGCCCAUCGAGAAUAUAUCUGUUGGCAACCUCACGACCAGCACCCUCAACUCCAGCCCUCUCACCCCGACCACCCCCCUGUACGGCCCGCUGGAGAGCGACUCCGAGCACUCGGACUCCAACAAGCGCACCAUCAGGGUCAGUGACGGCGCCUGCGAGGGGUGCGUUGACGAGAAAUGCCUCAAGUGUGAGCUGCGCGGCGCCGAGCGCGGGCGGACCCACGCCAAGGUCAUGACCUCCUCGCACGAGAGCUCCUCCAGCUACUCCAACAGCCUCCAGCAGGACGAGCUGUACGAGUGCUGCACACGGCCCGACUACAUUAACCUACAGUCUUCCAGCACCAGUAAGAGCUCGCCGGGCUCUCCCCUGAAGAGUCCUUUAAAAUCAACAAUCAGCAUCACGUUCAGAUCCCCCACCAGAGACAGCGACGGAGCUGAAGGCGCCUCAAGCGAUAGCAGAGACUCGGUGUACGAAGACAUCGAUCUCGAGAAGAACCUGUCCAUAGUGGAGGACGCGCCCGUGCCGCAGAAGGACGCCAGCCUGCCCACGCAGCAGGCCUGCCAGCCCCAGGACUUCGUUCAGGACUUGAUCAUCUUAGAGACGCCGCUAGAGACACACUUCGACGCCGACCUGUACAGCCAGGUUAAGUUCUUCAAACAGAGCAUCGAGGAGGUGAAUGCGCUGGUGUCGGACGCGCCCGCCGCGGACCGGCACUACGAGAACGUGCGCUUCCAACCCGCCACCAACGACUACGAGAACAUCAACGUGCGCGAUGCGGUCGACAGCAGGCUGGGGACCGACGAGGGGGACGCGGACCUCGCCCCCCAUACUGAGAACGGCAACGUCGAUGAAUCCAAAAACUUAAACGUCAGAGAGUUGGCCGUCAGGUUCGAAAGUCCGACAGAGCAGAGGCAGGCCUUCACCUUCCAGAAGUUCAAAGCUGAAAUCAAGUAUCCCAGCCUAGAGCGAGACGAGCCCCCGGGGACGCGCCGGCCCCCCGGGUCGGGCCGCCUGUCCCGGGGGGCCGGCAACGCUCGCUCGCUGGACGAAAGCGCUUUCACGAAAGAGUUCGGCGACAGAACGUACGUCGACCGAAGGAAAAGCUUAGAAAUGAACUUGAAGAAGAAACUGCCCGAUCUGAACUUGAACAUCCAAGAGGUCGAAGCGAAGGGCGGCACCACGCCCGCCACCGAGAACAAAAUAUCCUUAGUGCAGCGCUUCCAUGAGAAGAGGAAAACGGACAUCAAAACCCUGAUCGGAGUGGACACGGAGAGGAAGCUCAGCAGGGAGCGGAUAGAGAAGUACAAGGAGGAGCGGCGGAUGUUCCUCCGCGAGAAGUACAGCUCGCAGUCGUUCCGCAGCAGCCCCGAGCAGCUCACGAGGAUCAAGAUCAAAAAAGACGACUGCAGGAUAGACGACCUCCCGAAGUUCGAGAGGAGAAACACCGUGGACUUGGGUCAGAGGAUGAGGUACAGCCUCGCCAGGGGCUCGCCCGACCCGGCGCUCCCCGCGGCGCCGCCAUCCCCAGAAGACAAACUGUCUCCGCACUCCAUCCGGGACAUGGCGGCCCUGUUCGAACACAAGUCGCAGCGCACGGGCUGACCCUAGCGAUAUUAUUUGUUUAUUAUUUAAACGUUCUUGUGGUGAAAUCUUAAAAAAAAACAUUUUACUUAUAAAAAUUCGAAUAAAAUGUAAGUUAAAAAAAACAUGAGUUGCAAAUUAAAAUGCCAACGCACAACGACCGAGCGCCAGUUGUGGUGAUGACCGUGGACCGCUGUGGGGCAACCGCUCUAUCAUCAAGUGACGUGGUUGAGUGCAAGAUGUCUCAUCUCGCUCAAUAACUUGUUAUAAAACAAAACCCGCAAUGUAUUGUAAAAUUAUUAUUUUUAAGAUUUUAUCAUAAAAUUCUGAAAUACUCUUGUUAUGUCAUACAAUAAAAUAUGUAAUUAUUAUGUACAUAAUAUAUGUGUUAAUUAAUAAAUAUAUUUUGGGAAACCAUUUUAAAUCUCAACUGAGAAUCUCAUAGUAAGUUCACUAACCUGCUCCCCGCUGAGCACACAGGGUCCUGCAACCAACGGACCGCGGGUUCGACACUGGGGACUCAAUAAAUCGCGUGUAAUGUGUUCACUUGUCAUUGAUAUUCUCAUAACCAUUUAUUUCAGAAAACUAGAAACAUAAAAUUUUCAAAAUAUAUUUAUAUCAAUAUAAAGAAAUGGUCUCACGCUGUCAAAUUUUUGAAGUCUUUUAAACGUUUUUGUUGUUACAUUUCCUCUGCCUCUCUGUAGUCAAAUAAAUGUUAUUUAUUAGAUAAACCUCACAAAUUCUAUGAGUAAAAUAAUUUAAUUAUUUCUUUGUAUUUAUAGUACAACAAGGUAACAGUUUGCUUGUAACUAAUAUAUCUUGUUGUUGAAAAAUAAAGUCUAAUAAUCUAAUAUCUAUUUGAGUUAAUAAUGUUAAGGACGCGCGCGGACCAUUACAUUAUUUAUUUUAUACAUAUAAUUAUUUUAUAAUUAAGAUGAAGCUUUUGUUACGUUAUUUAAUUUAUUAUUAAAUGAAGAAAGUUUAAAUGUUAAUUUAGUAGAAUACCAAAUAAUUGUAAUGUAAUUAUAAAUUGGUUUAGUUGCCCGUACUUAGGUUACCUCGGCUGCGGACCUCGUUAUGGACUCGGGAACUUAUUGACAGUGUUAUUGGUAACGGGGAUGCCGACCCGACUCGAAGGCCUUUCUACAAAUAUUAAUUCAAAUGAAGUAUGAGGGUCGUAUUUAGUGGGGGGUCAUUCAUGUUUGCGAAAUGAGUUCCGAAAUAACAAUUUUCACUUUUUAAUGAUUAAAUAUAACACGUGCAGAGGUGUACUAAAGGAAUAUUAAAAUAAAUUAAUUCGAUUUUUGCUCCCAAUUUAGAGAAAUCAUUUGAAACUGUGUUGCUUUGUGGGAGUCCUCUGUAGUCUGGUUGUCGUACUCUGGCGAGGGGAGUGAUGUCUCUGCAGACCUGGACCACUGGAACGAGAACACAGACUUUCAAAUGGAAAAAAGAAGUUCUGAUGCAACACAUAAACUCAAUACAGUCGAAUUGAUAAUCUUUCUUUUUUAGGGCGGUUAGAAAUGAGAAUCGCGUUGAAUAUUUUCAUGCGUAAACCGUCGCAGCUUCUGGAGGUGAGGAUAUACGAAUCGAAACCUAAUUGGACUGCCUGUGUGUUGCUGCGCCUCCGUGCGCCCCCGUGCGCACUUCUUGUUAACAUCUCAGCACUGUGGUGUAUUUAUGUACAUUUUAAAAGUUAACGUGUAUUGUGGUAUGAUAUUAUGUACAUAUAAUUAAUUAUUUUACAUCACAAUUUAUAAUUUAUAAUCGCGAAUUUGUUAAAAAAAAUGUUGCCAUAAUAAAUAUGAGGAAUCUGGACAGUUGCAUUUAUAUAAAAUUAAUAAAGGAAAUACAACGGAGGCUUUAUUUGUUUAUGCCGUGAGGGGGCUGGUUUCUGCUGCUCCAGUUGAUAUAAUGAAGGUUGUGGCGAUUGUGAAUAAACACAAUGAGGCACGUUGAGUCAUUGGGAUGUUUUGUAUAAGCAUAGUUGUCUUGUAUUAGCGGUUCUUUUGUUGCGGCGUCACGUGUCCCUGCCUUCGUACUGUGAGCCCACGUGAGCAUUGAGCACUAGCGGCCACUGGCAGUACACUUCGCGUCGUGUGCGCCGCCGUCUCCAGACAACUACCUUCAGCUAACACGAAAUUUGCUGACGGAUAAAGGAUAGAGCUAAUAAUGAGCUGUGACCCCAGAAUAUGUAUUUUUAAGUAAAAUUUGUACUAUUUUUUUGGUUGCCAGAAAUAAAGGCCCUAUCCCCUAGUCGAGACAGUAAUGUGGCUAAUGUUAUCGCCCCCGGUCGCCUCACCUCAUGUAUUUGAUACGUUGUUUAUUUUUGGUAAUCAAAGUUAUAGUCGCGAAAAAAAUAUUAGGUAUAUCUCAAACGAUUUAAUAAAAAUAAUUAUAUGAGAAAAAAGUCAUUUUCAAACUUAUAUUAUUGUUGAAGUGGGUGAAUUGAUUUUUUAAUGUAAGUAUAAAUGUCUUGUUUGGAAUCUGAUUUGGGGUUAAUAUCCUAUGUGUCCUGGCGGAUUUGUGACGCAUUGUCGCACCAGACACCAGAAAGUCGCUCUUAGUUGUUUCUAAAACUAUGAUCCUUAGACUCGGAUUUGUAAUAUAAAUAUUGGACUGUAUGCUGCGCCACCCCUACAUCAGUGACCCCGCUCUCGCCCAGGCGGGUCACGAAGCCAGCGUCUUCUCUGGUUAGAAUACAGGAUGGUCGACAUUCUGAUGCAAGACAACGCGUCUACGGUUUUGUAUAUAAGGUCCUGUCAGACCGCGGCGGACCCCGGGGAGGCUUACGUCCGGGUCGAUGAAGUUGUCACUCUUAGAAUUUGUCUCCUCAAUUAUACGCUGUUGUCGAAUCUAUGUAAUUCUAUGAUUAUCCACGUGCGUCUCCAUGAACAUUGAAAGCGCUUGUUUGAGCAUUAAGACAUCGACAUUUUUCCCGAAUCGAUUCGAAACAAGAUUUUGUUAAGGAAAUAAAGCUUUAAGCAACUUUAAUGUACGAGCUACGCGCGGACCGAAGUCGGCUACGAAGUGACCCCUCAUUUACUGAAAAAUUACCCAAUUUGGAGAUCAUGUCUUGGAAAUUGUCGAAAAGAUUCCCUUUCCUUCAAUAUGAGGACUCAUAAAUGAGAUACUCAAAUUACUCGGAUAACAACAAUCAAACGAGUCAGAGAGUGAAAAAUAAUGCUCAGAAUUAUAUUUAUUGGAGAAUACGAAUUACUGCGAACGUGAUAUAAAUUGCAGUAUUUAAUGAAUUUGUGCGAUAAUACUGGUUUUCAAUUCGUUAUUAUCGGGUUACUUAUGUGACAUAAAUAAUGAAGCUAUAUUCAUAAUUGGUGCAUGGGUAUCAUGAAAGCUAUUCAACAAAUUUCUAAUUUACAAUAAUUUCUUAAUUAAUGAAUGCUUAGGACACUAGGGGGUAAUUUCCGUGGGGGUCAAAACGCGUCUGAUUUCGGUCCUGUAUAAAUAUCUCUUGUGUAAAUUAUACAAACUAUGUUUACCUAUAAUAAUAGGCUUGUGUAGAAUGUAGUGAUAACAAAAAUGGAAUAUACACGAAUAAACAAAGUAUUAAAUUGAA
Messenger RNA from Bombyx mandarina (wild silkworm), 8825 nucleotides. Its product is annotated as GTPase-activating protein CdGAPr. NCBI's taxonomy places the organism in Eukaryota, Metazoa, Arthropoda, Insecta, Lepidoptera, Bombycidae. Gene Ontology annotation, biological process: small GTPase-mediated signal transduction. Gene Ontology annotation, molecular function: protein binding; GTPase activator activity. The record is from RefSeq and is a predicted model, not a curated record.